Messenger RNA from Closterium sp. Naga37s-1, 4092 nucleotides. The record is from the annotation of a GenBank genome assembly. NCBI's taxonomy places the organism in Eukaryota, Viridiplantae, Streptophyta, Zygnematophyceae, Desmidiales, Closteriaceae.
AUGGACAGGAACCUGCCUGUGAGAUUUGUGGACCCUGAUUUUUCAGCAGCCGGGCAGCACUGGAAGAACGCGAGGAGCUAUGGGAGUGGGUGGGCCCUGCUGUGCUGCGCCAUGGCCAGCAAGAGGCUCCUCGCCCUCGUGCUCUCCUUCUCCGCCCACCACCCCAUCGACCUGGUAUACAACGAGCUGCACCCGCAGUGGAUCAAGAGCGUCGACUUCUUCCUGCGCCAGCGCCACCGCCUCAGGUCCCUCGCCCUCACUUUCACGGAUAUGGAGCAGCUCGAAAACCUUUGCUCACCGCUCAGCCAGCCCUUCACCUCCCUCACCUCCCUCAGUCUCAAAUUCCGCGGCCGUGUCGACAAAUCCGAGUCGUUUGACGACCAUUAUAAGGAUUAUGAGGACGAAGAGGAUGAGGAUUCCUGGGCCCACUUCUUUGACUGCCCGGCUCUGCAGCGGCUGAAGCUCAGCCGGGGCAAGUGGUAUCUCCAGGGAGGCUGGGUUGAGCAGUACAAGUCGCUGCGCAGUUUGACUCUCAAACACGUGGAUUGGAGCCACGUGGAUAUGAAGAAUCUAGGCUCGGUCACACCGCGGCUCACGGAGUUUGUUCUCUAUCACAGCUGGAGUUUGGACGACCCAUCCUCCGGCCCCGGUGGCGGCGGCUCAUUCUGUUUCAACUUAUCAAAGGCUCAAACCGUCCGCUUAUACUUCCCGCAUAGCAGCCUCACGCUCUCCCUCACACUCUCUCGCUCGCUCACGACCUUCUCAGCCAUGGCAAAACAGCUUGUGCUCUCCUGCAAGACCACCGAACUUCUCGCUCUCCACCACCUCUCGCUGUACGGCCAGCAGCGGCUUGUCAUCUCCUCCCUCCGCCUCGCUUCCGUACGAGUGGCCUAUAUCAACGGCCCUCCCAAAGACCACCACUCUUGCAGUGACGAAUAUUUUUCCCACCUGGACUUUCCUGAAUUGUCCCCUCAAGCUUCACCCGAACUUUCUCUUGGCAGGCAGAGUGUGCACCGCUGCAGCUCUGCUGAGUUCUCCUGGGUUGAAUGGUUGCGCACUAUAGCGCCAACAGUGGAGGUGCUUAUAGUGAGGCAUGGGGUGCCUGUAGAGGGGGUUGAUGCGGAGUGGAGCAGCCUGCGCAGCCUCGGGAUUGUCGUGGAGAGAGAGGAGCGGUUUGAGGUGGAUUUGAAGCAGCAGCAGCAGCAGCAGCAGCAGCAGCAGCAGCAGCAGCAGCAGCAGCAGCAGCAGCAGCAGCAGCAGCAGCAGCAGCAGCAGCAGCAGCAGCAGCAGCAGCAGCAGCAGCAGCAGCAGCAGCAGCAGCAGCAGCAGCAGCAGCAGCAGCGGCAGCAGCAGCAGCCACAACAGCUGCGGCAGCAGCAGCAGCAGCAGCAGCAGCAGCAGCAGCAGCGGAGGCAGCGGCCGCAGCAGCGGCAGCAAAAGCCGCAGCAGCGGCCGCAGCAGCUGCAGCAACAGCAUCAGCAGCUUUUGCAGCAGCAGCAACGUUUGCAGCAGCAGAUUCUGCAGCAGCAGCAGCAGCAGCAGCAACAGCUUUUGCAGCAGCAGCAGCAGCAGCAGGAGGAGGGGGGGGAGGAGGAGGAGCAGGAGGGGCAGCAGCAAGAAGAAAGACCUCCGUUUAUCUUGGCUCCAAACUUGCGAGCAAUCUUCUUCCCCACCCACACAUGCGAGCAGCAAACCCUUGCUUCCCUACGCGAAUUCUGUCCCUCUCUCGCCCUGUACUGCAUCUCACGUCGCUCGCUCUACUGGGAGAAGCAAAGAAAGGAGUUGCCAGAAAUUCCUAUGGUGCACGUGAGGAAGGCGAGAAGCGGGGUGCCAUGCGCUUGCUUUUCGGAGAAGCGACCGAAGAACGUUCGAGAGAAGAUGCACAGUGUGAAUAGAGAGCUGGUGGAUGGGUACAGUGUUGAUAAGGAUGAGGCUUACAUGUGGAAGUACAAAGGGAGGCUGUGGGAGUCGGAGUGUGAUGUGCUGGUGGCAUGUGCGGAGAGGGUGCUGCUGGAUGGGAUCGGCAGCCGUGGUAGCAUUGGAAGCAGCGGGAGCAGCGGUGGCAGCAGGGCGUUCUACGCGCCGGUGGUGACGCCGUUUGAGGCGCUGAUGGCGCUGGAAGAGGGGCGGGAGUGGACGGGGGAGUAUCGGAUGCUGCUGGAUGGUGCUGGGGUGGGGGGGAAGGAAAAGGAGGAGCAGUGGGGAAGGGAGAAGCAGGGGAGAGGGGAUGAAGGAAGGGGAGAGGAUGAGGGAGGAAGAGAGGUUGGGGGAGGAGUGGAUGCUUUCAUGCUGAGAGUGGCUCCUGCGAUUGAUGCCAUGAGGGUGGAGGAGGAGCAGGAGGGCCGUGCUUGCAGGUUACUGCGAUUCGAGUACAGCCAGUGCCCCCCGGUGCAGCAGGGGGGAGAAAAACUCUCGCGUUCACGCGCUUGCCGUUUCUUGGAGAGUCAUUGUUUUGAGGCAAGGCAUUCGUCGCCGCCCAUUGUCCAUCUAUUCAUCUGGCUCUCUGCUCCUCUCCUUCCGCCCGUGCCUGCUUGCGCGCGGCCCUGUCCCCUCCCCACUGACGCCAUGGGCGGUCCCGCGGACGGGCUAGGGCUCGGCGCGGAGGUCAACGGGGGCGCGGAGUCUGUCGCGGAUCUCCUCGCGCUUCCGCCCGACGCCGUUCCGCGGAGCGACCUUUUCUUCCGCCUUGCGCGCGCGCAUUUCCGCGCAGCUGUAUCCGCCUCCGCGGGUGGCCCCGCCAACCCCGCGGACCCCGCAAGCUCCCCCGCGGGUGGCGCAAAUGACGCUGCGGGAGGCGGGGAUAUUAACGACAAUAGUAGCGACGAGGCGCUUGCUUUAGACGUUGUCCGAAACGCGAUUCAGCCUUCAGAGCGGCCCGACCACGUUCCGUCUCUUGUCCUCGCGUCCGUGAUUUGCGCGCGGCGUGACACGUGGAGCGAAGAGGGCGUGCGCUACGGCGAACGCGCCGUCGAGCUCGCUGCCAGCAGCGGCCCGCAGCGCGCUAAGGCGCUCCACGCGCUGGGAGUUAAUCUCCUGCUACACUCGCGCAGCCAUUACAUCUCCGCGGCUCGGCGUGAGCUGAGUCUUAAGAGCGCCGUUCAGUCGCUAACCCAGGCGUCAGAAGAAGAUGCCACGUCAGCAGCUAUAAUGGUAGAUCUCGCGCUCGCGUUGGCCGAGCAGCGCCACGUCAGCGAGGCGCUGAAAGUCGCCAAGCGCGCUCUGAAAGCCGGCGGCGGACAGUGGCUGCUGACGUGGCAGCUGCUGGCGCUGCUGCUGACGUGUCAGCAGCGAUUCAAAGACGCGGAAGACAUGUGCCGCGUGGGGGAAGCCGCCAUGAAGAAAUCGGGGGGCGCGGGGGGAGCGGGGGGCGCAGGGGGAGGGGGAGUGGAUGGGGGGGAGAAAGGGGAGGGCGCAAGGGCAGCGCUGCUGGUGCUGCACGCUAAGGUGCACCUAGCGAGUGGGGAGCUAGGGGGAGAGGUGGGGGAAGGGGAAGGCAGAGGCGGGGCGGAUGGGAGCGGUGGUGUGAGUGCAGGCGUUGGUGAGGCUGUGGAGAGCUUGAAGCAAGCCAUGGCUGCUGUGCAGUCACGACAGAAGCGAGGCGACAUGGGCGGCUCAGUGACAGAGGCAGUGGUAUGGCAGUGCCUGGCGGAGGCGUAUCUGGCCGGCGGGCGGGCGGCAGAUGCCGACCUUUGUGUGGGCAAGUGUCAGACACUGGACCCGUACUCUGCUGACACGUGGAUGGUGGCGGGCAUGCUAGAAGAGGCAAGAGGCUGCCCCGAGGAGGCCCUGGCCUGCUACCGCAGUGCCUUGGCCAUUGACCAAUGGCAUGCCGCCAGCAAGGCGCGGCUGGGAGCCCUGCUGCUGCAGAUGGGCGGGGAGUGGUUGCAUAUGGCGCAGGUGUACCUGAGGGAGGUGGUAUCUGGUGAUGGGUUUGAUGCACGCGCAUGGCAUGUGCUGGGAUUGGUGGAGAGAGGGCGUGGGGAUGUGGGUGCUGCUGCAGAGUGUUUCAGGCGAGCUAUGGAGGCUGAAGAAACGGCUCCUGCUGUUCCAUUCAAUACUCUUAGACCGAUCCUGCCGCAGCUGCUGCUGUAG